Messenger RNA from Jatropha curcas, 3378 nucleotides. The record is from RefSeq and is a predicted model, not a curated record. Lineage: Eukaryota; Viridiplantae; Streptophyta; Magnoliopsida; Malpighiales; Euphorbiaceae.
GGGCACACAUUUUAAAGAGAAAUAUCUUCACUCCCAAACUCUAAUCGGUCAACUAACUGGAACGAUUGCAAGCCAGACUGAUAAAAUCGAAUUGGAAAAAGGUCUCUCUCUUUUCCCAAGAAGUAAAGCGCCACUGAUUCUCUCUCUUUAUGCACUUUAAUCUGCAACUUGUGGCGUUAUAUUCAGCUCCGCGGAGCUGAGAAAGAGUACAGUGAAAGUGAAGCAUCCUUAAUUUCGAUCGCAGGUUGCGAUUCUCAAGUCUGCGAGCGUCUGUUUUAGGGUUUUAAAAAUAAUUUCGUUUCAGAUCAGCCGCCUGUAUCGAUUUUGAAAUAUUUUCAGGGAGCUCUCCAUAAUUACCAAAUGGAGACCAAAUUAGAGCAGAAGGACGCUGGUGAGUGGGUCUACAGAGGCGAAGGUGCUGCCAAUUUAGUCCUUGCUUAUACUGGAUCAUCUCCUCUCUUCGUCGGGAAGGUAAUGAGAAUACAGAAAAUAGCAAGGAAUGGAUCUUCACGUCGACUGGGUGAGCACACAGUAUUGACAGAGCAAGAGCGGUUACUAUGGCGGGAGUCAAAAGAGCUAGUAUCGGCUCCUACAAAAGAACUAGCGGAGUGGUUUUAUGUGAAGCAUGUCAUGAGCCCUUUGUUGGGUCCCAAACACGUAGAUGCCGGUAUGCAUGUUUCAGUGUCUAGAGAUUUUCUUGAAUCCAUAGAGAAGAAAGUGAUUUCCCAGCGUCCUGCCUGGAGAGUUGAUGCUGCCAAGAUCGAUACAGACCGGGAUUUUGUGCUUAUCAUGACUGAUCACUCUUUAUUUCCUCAUGGUAGCCUUAAAGUUGGACCCUGCAUAUCUGUUGAGAUAAAGCCCAAAUGUGGAUUUCUCCCAUCAUCAAGGUUUAUUGCUGAAAGAAAUUCCAUCAAGAGGAGCACAGCUCGUUUUAGAAUGCACCAAGUCCUGAAGUUGAGCCAACAUGAGAUAUCAGAGUUGAGCCAGUAUGAUCCUCUGGACAUUUUCUCUGGUUCGAAGGAAAGAAUACACAAAGCCAUCAACGAUCUCUACACCACCCCUCAAAACAAUUUCCGUGUAUUCUUAAAUGGUUCUCUUAUAUUUGGGGGCUUGGGUGGUGGCACAAGCAAAACUAGUGCUUUGAUUGAAAAAGCUUUUGAAGAUGCAUUGAAGGGAGUCAUCCAGGCGGAUGAUGGUUUGCGUACAAGGAGUUUUAUAGAGCUUGUUGCUGAGACAGUUUAUAGUUCUCGAGUACUGGAUCAGCUUCUUGAAGCUCAAAAGCUUGAUAAUUUUGACAUUGAGGGGGCAGUUCAUGCAUAUUAUAACAUAAUUUCUCAGCCUUGUAUGGUAUGCAGAGAAUUGGAUGAAGCAAGAUUGCCACAUAGAUAUGCCUCCUUGCAUUCCAUUCCUAUGGAUGACAGCUUGAAGAUCGUGAAGGACUAUUUGAUUGCUGCGACAGCAAAGGACUGUAGUAUGAUGAUCAGCUUUAAACCAAUGGAAGAUAGGGGUUUAGGAUCUCAAUAUAGUAGUAUAUAUCUGCAAUCAACCAACCAAAAUUUUGAUUACAAGGUGAGUUUCCUUGACUUGGAUUUGAAACCCUUAAAGAAGAUGGAAACCUAUUAUGAAAAGGAUGAGAAAAUAAUGAGCUGCUAUUCCGCAAUGGUGGAAACAAACUGUACGAAAGCCAACACUAUGAGCAUGGAAGUUUAUGAAACUAUAAAGUAGAUUCAGCAAGAGUAUAGAGCAUUCUUAUUUUACUGAAAAAUUUGAUUGAGUAACUGUAUUGAAGAUCAGCGCCUGAUUCUAGAGCUUGAUUUCAGAUCAGGAUUUGCAGAAUGAAGUCAAGAUGGAAGACUCGACUGAUCUUGUAUAUUAAUUGACCAAAUACAACAAACAUGGGUCCAUACAUUGCUAGCAGUAUGCAGCUGUACCAUGUGCUCGAUGAUGAGCUGCUAAGAUGUUAAAGGUAUUUCUGUGUGUAUAAGAAUGGGACCUAUUUUGGACUCUUUUAAUGCAUGUACAAUCAUAAAAGGACGUAAAAUGUGGCAGGAGUAGGAUUAGAUGUGCCCAUUAUGUGGACUCCAAUGGGCUCUAUAGUUGAACUCAUGAACUAAAUAGCUAUUCUAUGCCUUCUUGGCCAUGCCAAUAUGUAAUAUCAGGUCACAAAUGCUGUUUCUUCAAAACAUCCUACAUGAAUGCUCUAUUUCUCAUUCUCUGUGAAAAACAGUAAAUUACGCUCGUCACUAGUCAUGCAUAUGCCAAUUCUGUAGUUAACCAUUGACAAUGAUUUCCUCAAUAAUGUGAUGGUUAGACACAUAUGGCGUGACUGCUACAUUUGUAUGUAUGGACAUGUACAUCCUUCUGGGUUGCACUUGCACACAGGUUGCAUCCCCAUGGAAGAUUUUGUGAGACGUGAAAUUGAAAUGUGUUGCUUGUCUAUGGAUGUGGUAUGUGAAAUUGAAAUGUGUUGCUUAUCUGAGAUUAUAUGUGAAAACACAUUCUAAUAUCAAAUUUCUUGCGAGUAAAUUUUGCAUUCAAUGAAUGUAGGAGGUAACAGUUGAUCCAAUCUAGUACCCUUCUGACAUGCAUUUACUGCUUGUCACCUACUUACAUUUACUCCAUUUUGCCUUUGUCCAAGAUCAAGUAAAGUAAAUGUAAUAAUAUCAUAUGAUUUUAUUGCAUAAUCAGGCAAAACAAGUGCCCAAUAAAUUAUAUAUAGCAUCUCUGAAUCCUUCCAUACUUCUGCAUAAGCCUAUUCUAUUCCACUUUAUUGUUUUUUAUUUUUUUUGAAAUUUGUGUCAGAAACAUGCCGAAGAAGACUAUAGUGUCAGUGGAGCUGCUAUGUUCAAAAUGCAGGCAGAAGGUAAUGAAAUUAAUUGCAACCAUAGAAGACAUAACUUCGAUCGUCCUUGAUCCUGCCAAGAACACAGUGACAGUGAUCGGUGAAGCUGAUCCAGUGAAAAUCAUUAACAAGGUGAGGAAAUUUCGAAAGUCUGCAACAAUUGUGAGCAUAGGGCCUCCUAAGGAAGAGAAGAAGGACGAUAAAGAUUCAUUGAAGAGAGAACUUGUUGUGCCUUGUGUUCCAAGGACUUGUCAGCGAUGCGAUGUUUGGUACGUGGUUGGUGAUGAUCUUUAUACUUACUGUUCUGUAAUGUAAAUGAGAAUGUAGAAUGUGUAUUAAUCAGUAUGUUCUCUUGUGUUUUAAAUCCUUAGUUCUAUUAAUAAAAUGAAAAUUAAUUCUUAGUAAGAAGCUAGUGUUGGGGCUGAUACUCUAGCAAGAGCUUCUGAUCGAUAUGCUAGUCUCAAGCAAUGAGAUUAUUCCUGACUGUACUUCAUUAUUAUUUUCUUAAUAUUAUUGGGUUUUAUCCUUAAAAAAAA